UGGGCCAUCAUCAGUUUAUCACACAUUAGAAAAGUUUCUUCUGCAUGAUGCUCUGAAUUUUAUAUGUGGAGUUUUUCAGAGUUUUCACAAUACUUCUGAGUUCUGACACUUAUAAAAUAGAUCAAAAAAGAGGGUAAAAAACACACCCUUUUCUUUUCAUCAUUUUGGCAUCAUCCUCUACUUUUUUUUAAACAAGAAAUAAGCAUUCUAUAUAUCCUUUUCCCCUCAUUCUUCAGUCUUUCACAGUUUUACCACUUCACAUAGGAAAACUAAGAGAUAAUGGCUGUGGACUACUACUCAUACAAUCAUACUGAACAUAAAGUUGAAGUCGAGGAAGAAGAAGAUGAAGAAGACUACAUAGAUAUGGAAGUGAGCGCGUUUGCUCACUUCUUUUCGCUCUCAAAGAAUGCUAAAAUGUCUUCACCACAGCAUCCUAGAGAAUUCGAGUUCCAAAUGUCGUCGACAGUGAAUGUAGAGAGGGAAUCCACCACAUCCCCUGCUGAUGAGCUCUUCUACAUGGGGAAGUUACUCCCUCUACACCUUCCGCCUCGAUUACAGAUGGUUGAAAAACUUCUUCAAGACUCAACACCAAAGAAUUUUAAUGAGUUUUACAGCACUCCUUUGGGUACAAAUGCUGCAACUACGCCAUUAACAAGCACUACUCCUUUCGAGUCCUGCAAUAUAUCUCCGGUUGAAUCUUGUCAGGUUAGCAGAGAGCUUAAUCCUGAAGAGUAUUUCAGUGUUUAUGCAAAUGGAGAAGAUUUUCAUAAAAGUUUUAUUGGUGAUAAUAAUGUAAAGAAGUCUUGGACUAGAAAGCUGAAGACUAAGAUUAAGUCAUUGUUUGGAAAAUCAGAUGAGUUAUCUGUUUCUUCCUCAGUAGCCAAAAACAAACAGGAGGGCUCCAUUUCGAGGUCAAAGGAGGAUCAUAUAGAGAAACAAAUGAAGGGAAGUAAGAAAAUUUCAUGCAAACAAAUCGAUCAAGCUGUUUCUCAGGAUAGAUUUGACAGACAAAAUGAUGCUAAAGAAGGUAAAAUUUGUCACAGGAGAUCAUUCUCUGGUGCAUUUAAGCGACGUUCAUCAACAGCAACAAAGUUAUCUUCCUCAUCUUCACCAGGGUCUUCUUCCUCUUCUUCGUCUUCCUCAUCUUCAUCAGGUGUUUCGACAAGUAAUUCAAAUGGGUUGAAGGAUUUUCCACUUCUUAAGAGAAGCAGCAGCGCGAAAUCAGAGAUUGAGACCUCAUUGAUCCAAGGAGCCAUUGCUCAUUGCAAGCAGUCAUCUCAGCAAGCACUACAAUCUCGAAAAACAUUGAGUGAAGCCGGUUGUCAUUCGUUCCCUUCUUCGAGGUUUGCUGUUCUUGAUGAUCAAACAAGCAUAUGCAGGGGCUAAGAUAGAAGGGAAAAAAAAUUCUAGGAAAAAGGGGUAGUGGGUGUUUAAAACUUACUUUAAAGAUAAUCAAGUGAAUUAUGUUAAGAUACUUGUAUGCUAAUCUAAUAUGGUUUUGGCUCAUUGCAUAAUUAGCAAACUGAGUGUUUAAUUUACCUUUGAUUUGUGAUUUUUUUUUUUUCCUCUUGUUUUAUUCUUCUGUCCUCUCUUUAAUAGUCAACCAAAUAUUCAUGA
Molecule: messenger RNA, 1617 nt
Organism: Chenopodium quinoa (quinoa)
Lineage: Eukaryota; Viridiplantae; Streptophyta; Magnoliopsida; Caryophyllales; Amaranthaceae
Product: probable membrane-associated kinase regulator 4
Exons: 1
Coding region: 280-1386 (368 amino acids)
Cellular component (GO): plasma membrane
Molecular function (GO): kinase inhibitor activity
Source: RefSeq, a predicted model, not a curated record